Molecule: messenger RNA, 4559 nt
Organism: Protopterus annectens (West African lungfish)
Lineage: Eukaryota; Metazoa; Chordata; Ceratodontiformes; Protopteridae
Gene: PANK4
Product: pantothenate kinase 4 (inactive)
Exons: 17
Coding region: 61-3102 (1013 amino acids)
Biological process (GO): coenzyme A biosynthetic process
Cellular component (GO): cytosol; nucleus
Molecular function (GO): pantothenate kinase activity; ATP binding
Source: RefSeq, a predicted model, not a curated record
CUUUAUUAUCAUACUUUACGUAACGAUAACGCGUACGAUAGCCAACCAGGCAACAAUAAAAUGGCUGCGUGCAAUGGGAAAAGCACGUCUAACCACAGCAUGGAUAAGAGCAUCACUCUUCCUCCAGAUGAAAUUUUCCGUAAUCUUGAAAAUGCCAAGAGGUUCGCAAUUGAUAUAGGUGGCUCUUUGACCAAGCUGGCCUAUUAUUCAACUGUACAGCACAAAGUAGCAAAAGUCCGCUCAUUUGACCAUUCGGGGAAGGAUGCUGAAAGUGAACCACUAUAUGAAAUUUCUAUGCAGGAGGAAAUUACACCACGGCUACAUUUUAUUAAAUUUGAAAAUACUUACAUUGAAACAUGUUUGGAUUUUAUCAAAGACCAUUUGGUUAACACUGACACAAAAGUGAUCAAAGCUACAGGAGGCGGAGCGUACAAGUUCAAAGACCUGAUAGAAAAAAAGCUGAAACUGAGUGUUGACAAGGAAGAUGAAAUGAGCUGCUUAAUAAAAGGUUGCAACUUUGUCCUGAAAAACAUUCCUUUUGAAGCAUUCAUUUAUGUGAAGCAUGGUGAUCCUGAGUUCCGGUUCCAGACUACAUGUCCAGAUAUUUUCCCGUAUCUUCUGGUUAACAUCGGCUCAGGAGUGUCUAUAGUAAAGGUAGAGUCAGAAGACAAAUUUGAACGAAUUGGAGGAAGCUCAAUUGGAGGAGGAACGUUUUGGGGCCUUGGAGCCCUGUUAACAAAAACAAAGAAGUUUGAUGAGUUGCUGCAGUUAGCCUCUAAGGGGCAACACACCAAUGUGGAUAUGCUGGUGCAAGAUACCUAUGGAGGGGCAUAUGAGGCUCUUGGACUAAGUGGAAAUCUGAUUGCAAGUAGCUUUGGGAAAUCUGCAACUUCAGAUAAAGAAGACAGUCCCCAGAUGAAUACAAGGCAUGUCUCGCAAACAGAAUUUAAUCAAUUGCAAAUUUCUGUUAACAACUUAACUUUGCUAAUGCAGCAACCGACUCAACAUUCGCAAAACACAGUAAAUGGAGGGUUGCAGAAUGGCUCAGGAGAGCUGCAUUCACAUAUAAGACCUUCUAAUUCAUUUUUUGACGGUGUUCCACCUGGCCAGGAACAUUUUCAAGCCCAGACUGCAGUAAGAUACAAUGCAUGUAAUUUAUCUGUAACUGCAAAUUUUAGAAACAACUUGAGGCUGGAACAGUGGCUCAGUUCAGCAGUACCUUCACCUCCAGGGGGUGUGGUCCAUCAAACAGCUAUUGAAGGUAAUUUAACCCUGUAUCUUGAACUUUUAACCAGAUAUCGUAAACAUUUUCAUGAAAAUGUAUAUUUUAGAGAAUGCAUUAAGCAUAGGCAGGUCCCAGAGGGCCUGCGGUACUGGAAGAACCCUACUGGUUUAGUGGAGAAUUCACCAUUACAGAAAAAUGUACUUAGUAUUUAUGACAGACGUGGCUGUAAGCUAAUGGAACUGUUGGUCCGUUAUAAUUCUAAAGAAAUGGAUGAGCUGUAUUCAACUGUUAAAACCAUGGAUGAAACUAUUAUUCAAGAUAAUGCUUUUCAUCAAUUUAGUGCAUGUGGGUUUGAGGUUGUCAAAGCCAUUUUAACAGAGAAUGGGAGGGUUAUGGCUAGUUUGACAAAAGAAAUGGAGACCAUUAAUGACAGAAUAGUCAAUGACUUACUUUUUAAAGUGGAAAAAGAAAAACUACAGUACUACAACAUUUUUUUACAAAUAGACUCAGAUUGUAUUGUCAAUAUGAAUAGGAAGUGUGGCAAGUUGCCUAGGGACCUGAAGGAAUAUAGGAACAAUGUGGUAUACCCUAAACCCAAUUUUUUUUCAGGGAUGCAAGAUUAUAAGACCAUCAGAAAUGAGAGGGGUUUUCAACAACACAUUUCCAAUGAUGACCAAAGGGAUGAAUUUGUAGACAAUCAUUUUCAAGAAGAAGAUUACCCUUUAGACCAGGGUCCCCCACUUUGUCGAUCCAAUUGGAUCCGCAAUCAGAACCGGUCUAAUAUGCAAGCAUAUGAUAUUAAUUUGAGAAACAGAUUUUUUUCUUGUCCUGUAGGUAACAUACAGUUGCAUCUGGUGAACAUAGAGCUUACAGCUCACCUUGAAAUGUUAUCCCCUUCUGUCUUUCUGUCUUUUCCCACAUCUACCAAGGUAGUGAAACGUGCUAUUGCUAGCCAACCUGAUUCACUUGAUGCAGCAAAACAAGCAGAGAAGUUCCGUCAGAAAUACUGGAAUAAACUUCAGACCCUAAGGCACCAACCUUUUGCCUAUGGAUCUUUAACUGUUCGAAGUUUAUUGGACACAAGAGAACAUUGUUUAAAUGAAUUCAACUUCCCUGAUCCCUAUUUGAAAGUGAAGCAGAAAGAAAAUGAUGUAGCAUUAAAAUGUUUCCAAAGAAUAGUCUUCUCUCUGGAUGCUUUAAACUGGGAAGAAAGACAGCUUGCACUGGUGAAAGGACUUCUUGCUGGGAAUGUGUUCGACUGGGGAGCAAAAGCUGUAUCAGAUCUUCUUCAGUCUGAUCCACAGUUCGGAUUCGAACAAGCAAAGAAGAUGCUGCAAGAGCGGCCGUGGCUUGUUGAUACUUAUAGCAAUUGGAUAGAGCGAUUGAAGGGUCCGCCUCAUAAAUGUGCCUUGGUUUUCGUAGAUAAUAGUGGAAUAGACAUUAUUCUAGGUGUCUUCCCUUUUGUUCGAGAGCUGCUGUCCAGGAAGACUGAGGUCAUAUUAGCCAGUAACACUGGACCUGCGCUAAAUGAUGUUACUUACAGUGAAUCCCAGAUUGUCGUAGAAAGGAUAGCAGCUAUGGACAGCAUCAUACAAUCAGCACUGAAAGAAGAGCGGCUGCUGUUAGUAGAAACUGGUUCUAGCUCUCCUUGCUUAGAUUUGAGUCGGUUAGACAAAGGACUUGCUGUGCUGGUGAAGAAGAGGAAGACAGACCUUGUUAUAAUUGAAGGGAUGGGCCGUGCAAUACAUACAAACUACAAUGCAGUGCUACGCUGUGAGAGCCUAAAGCUUGCAGUUCUCAAGAAUGCCUGGCUUGCUGAGCGGUUGGGUGGAAAACUGUUUAGUGUUGUGUUCAAGUAUGAAUUGCCACCUCAAUGAUCAACAAGGGCAAGACAGGUGAUGAGGUGUAAAGAAACUACCUUAGACAGCUGUAGACUUGCACUAGUAUCCCUCCAUGCAGCUGCCAAGGAUGUGUUGAGCAGAAGUGGUGGAUGCCCAAAGUCUGAACAAACUAUUAUUUAUGUCAUGCUUUUUAAGUACAGAAAAGCAAUAAUACAUAAUUUGCUGUGUAUAUAGUUGUAUAAUGUCAUUGUAAUGAUUGUUGCAUACAUGUAUUUUAAAAUGUUUUGACAGGUCAAAAGUAAGGACUUAACCUUUUGGUUGCUUUUCACUGAGACAAUCAUAAUGAAUUCUGUUUAAAUGUCUAUUUUUUUAAUGCGUUCACCUGGAAUGAAAAGCAUUCUGACAGAAAGGAAGGAGAGUGUGGAGUUACUUAAAACUGCAGGGGUAAAGUAGUGCAAUACUUAAAUGAGUACAAGGACCACUUUUAUUGUAUUAUUUUAACCAUGUUGUCAAUGCCAUUUAUUGCACUGGAUUUCAUAGCCAGAAGAAUCUGUGACCAUCUUCUCAUCCACUGUAGUGCCAUAACUGGUUGCUAGCAGAAAAGAGACUGCCCUAUGCCUAGGCCAGAAGAUGAGAAGUAAAUUAAAGCAGGGAAUUGACUUGAACAAUAAAAAUGUUUCUGUAAAUUUUAUGAAAGUGUGCCAGUAAUGUCAUGUAAAGUUACUUAAGCUAAUCAUUCUCUCUGCCCUUUAAAUGACCAUCUAAAUCACUUGCCAUUGUACAUGGAAAGGGAAAUUAUACAACAUUCAUUACAUGUCCUGAAAGAUUUUAGCACCACCACCGCCACCAGUAUAGUGUUUUUCUCAGGAAAAAAUAUUUUUGUAAAAAUGUUGUGCCUCACAAAGGGUGACAUUCCCAUGAGAAAAUAUUUUUUUGUCUUAACACACAGUGAAUGACUUCCUCAUACAAAAUUGCUUGUGAUUUUUUUUUUUUUUUAUGGAAGUGCUUCCAUUAUGUAGUAGUUGCAAACAGUUUAUAUAUUAAUAUUGUCAUUCUUCCUUGUGGAAUUUAUUUCCCCAUUCUUAACCAGUUUCACUCUCUCCAUCCUGACUAUAUAUCGGUGCAUCGAACAGUAUUUUGUUUUUGCUACUGCAGCUGUUGAGACAGCAAGUAUGAAUUGCAUUUUGAACAUCUCUUAACAUAUUAAUUUACCUUCAAAUGUCAGUCCAGUAGAGGCAGUCUGAAGAUUACUUUCAUUUAUGUAUGAAUUGGUUAAAAAUAUUCCCCCAAAUAAUUUGUUGUAUUAAUUUGUAAGUUUAACAAAAAGCACAUGUACUCCUCCACUUGAUGGCAAGAUGAUACUUCUGGUGUUCAGGCUUCUAAACAACUUAUCCAGGAUGUUGUAAUAGAUUUACAAAAACUUCAGAGCACAGAAUACUCUGGUAGCACAAUGGGAAACAUUUUCUAAAGUGUAAUAAAUAUUUUAACAUUUC